Molecule: messenger RNA, 942 nt
Organism: Staurois parvus
Lineage: Eukaryota; Metazoa; Chordata; Amphibia; Anura; Ranidae
Source: the annotation of a GenBank genome assembly
CCCCCCCCCCCCCCCCCCCCCCCCCCCCCCCCCCCCCCCCCCCCCCCCCCCCCCCCCCCCCCCCCCCCCCCCCCCCCCCCCCCCCCCCCCCCCCCCCCCCCCCCCCCCCCCCCCCCCCCCCCCCCCCCCCCCCCCCCCCCCCCCCCCCCCCCCCCCCCCCCCCCCCCCCCCCCCCCCCCCCCCCCCCCCCCCCCCCCCCCCCCCCCCCCCCCCCCCCCCCCCCCCCCCCCCCCCCCCCCCCCCCCCCCCCCCCCCCCCCCCCCCCCCCCCCCCCCCCCCCCCCCCCCCCCCCCCCCCCCCCCCCCCCCCCCCCCCCCCCCCCCCCCCCCCCCCCCCCCCCCCCCCCCCCCCCCCCCCCCCCCCCCCCCCCCCCCCCCCCCCCCCCCCCCCCCCCCCCCCCCCCCCCCCCCCCCCCCCCCCCCCCCCCCCCCCCCCCCCCCCCCCCCCCCCCCCCCCCCCCCCCCCCCCCCCCCCCCCCCCCCCCCCCCCCCCCCCCCCCCCCCCCCCCCCCCCCCCCCCCCCCCCCCCCCCCCCCCCCCCCCCCCCCCCCCCCCCCCCCCCCCCCCCCCCCCCCCCCCCCCCCCCCCCCCCCCCCCCCCCCCCCCCCCCCCCCCCCCCCCCCCCCCCCCCCCCCCCCCCCCCCCCCCCCCCCCCCCCCCCCCCCCCCCCCCCCCCCCCCCCCCCCCCCCCCCCCCCCCCCCCCCCCCCCCCCCCCCCCCCCCCCCCCCCCCCCCCCCCCCCCCCCCCCCCCCCCCCCCCCCCCCCCCCCCCCCCCCCCCCCCCCCCCCCCCCCCCCCCCCCCCCCCCCCCCAUCAAAUAUCCCUCUGGGUCAAUUGGCAGUUCAACCACCUCCUGCCACCCCUUGGAGCAUACAAACUGGGGUCAUCCAUGCUGAACUGGAUCUUCUCUCUUUUGCCCCUCGGCCACCGAGAAGAGGUCUGA